Messenger RNA from Naegleria lovaniensis, 3123 nucleotides. RefSeq lists its product as uncharacterized. The transcript has a single exon. The record is from RefSeq and is a predicted model, not a curated record. The coding region runs from base 1 to 3123 and encodes 1040 amino acids. NCBI's taxonomy places the organism in Eukaryota, Heterolobosea, Eutetramitea, Acrasida, Naegleriidae.
AUGUUUCCAACGUUGCAAGAAGGAAAUAUCAAAGCGAGCUGUCAAAAAUCCUCUCUGGAGCCUCAACUCUGUUACUUUUAUCCAAUCUCUUCGGCCGAUGUUACCAAGCAAGAGAACUACCGUCCUCUGUUGGCUGAUCAGAGAGAGUCGACCAAGGAGAUGAUAGGAAGGAUGAUGAGCAGUAUGGGCCUUCGGAUUGUGUCUUCAAAGAAGGCCAUCUCCAAUCUCGGAGGUGUUGCCAUGUGUCAGCCUGGCACUGAUCGCUUCACCAACAGUCCUUAUCGCUCAACCUUUCGAGUCAAUAUGAUGAUGAGAGAAUUAUCAUUUGAUGAAUGGAGAUUGGUAGCAAGUUUUCUCACGAGAUCUGAUGCUUUUCACUCUGUUGCAAACGUCAGUUGGACGGGUCGACUUGCAGUGUUGUCUUGUCAUUUUGUUCAAGAUGCAAAAUGUGUCGAGUCAUUUGUAUUGAGGUGGAUGAAGAUUGAAUGCAGCGGUUUUUUUAGAAGUGAAAAUUCAUUACUCCCAAACGAGCGAUUGAGAAACUUACUACAACCUUUACAUGAUUUCAAUUUGUUUGAUUUGAAUCAAUUUGUUCAUCCCAUGGAGAAGAUGAUUCAUUCUUCACACGAAGACCAAUCUCUUGUUCCAAUUCCCAAUUAUUGUUCCAAGACAUGUUUUCGCUUUGCAUGCUUCUAUGGAUUCCAUGCAUUGCUUGAUCAGAUUUUGGAGAAACCAUAUCUAUUACCAGCAACGACAUAUAGUGAAAGGGAGCAGUAUUUGAAAUCAGCUUUCAGUAACAAUCAUAAUGAAACAGCAAAAAAGCUCAUCACAUUAUACAUACGCGAUAUGUCUGAGGAAACGCCACCCCUACUCUCGUUACCAACCAUUUUUGGUUGCUGUGCAGAAUCACCAAAGCAUGGAAUUGUUCUAGAUAUUUAUUCCUUCCUUAAGUCGGAGCUUGAAAAAGUUCGCUGCUACGACGAAGUCAAAGAUUUUGAUGUGUUAUGUGAAUCUAUCAUUGAUUUCGUUCGCUUGGAUCACUUGUCCAAGUUGCUCAAGAAGAAGGAUUUUGAAAGCGCUUUGUUUAUACUUGGAAAAAGCUUGGCAAUAGAACAUAACACCAUCCCAUUGUCUAACAACCCCCUCGUGAAGUUUCACUUGUUCUUCGAAAAUAUAUUGUCUUUUUAUGGUGAUGAAGAAGUAAUGUUAUGGUUGCUCAAUACCAUUUCUCACGAGCUUAGUCCCUACGUUGACAAUCCUAAUUCCAUUAUUUCUGGUAUUGCACACAAAUUUAUGUUUUCGUCAAACACUCGGCUCUAUUGUGAAUAUCUUCAAAAAUACGAGAAUAGAAAUGUCACCAAGGACAAGGAAUUGGUGGAACAGUCCUUGGAAAACCUAACCUCACCCGCAAGUAGCUUUGAGUUAUUCUCACUCAUUGUUCCAUCAUUUGACGCUUUUCAACAAGCAAUGGUCCAAGCACGACGUAGAAGAGACAAGCUAUUCCUGAUAUUUGAACCUUGGCUCAGUGAAAAUUAUCCCGAAGAACUUGCCAGCUUUUUAUUUAACAAUUUAUCUCUGUUAGAAAUUGGUCAUUCUCGAUAUACAGACUCAGAGAACACGAGGAAGCAGACUCUAUUGCAUUUUCAAACUCAACAUGCUCUGGCAACACAUUUCCUUUCUCAACAGAAGAUACAUUGGGACAAAUUCAUGUUUUUGAUGAGAAAUUGUGUGCUCUUGCCAGAGUUUUUGGAUCUUGUUUUGGAGAAGGUUCGAUUAGACACUGAAUUGUUGAAUCAACUUGUUGAUCACAUUAUUUCAACAAUUUUACAAUCAAGUGAGCUGGUCAUGAUGAAUGAAUAUCUCUGUGACAAUGAAAUAGGUGCGACAUGUGAACACCAAUACUCUGAUGUAUACAAAAUAGCUGCAGUAUUGAUGUAUAUGGGAAAGUUAGGAAUUAAUAAUUUAUUUCAAGCGAUUGUAGAACACAAGAAAGAGAUGAUUGCCAAAUUUCCUCAAGUUUUUCCAAUGGCUUUCAAUUCCAUCACUGAAAUGGGCAAGAUUGAAAACAUGAAUUUGAUGAAAGAUUUUCAAUUAGUGUCACAUUCCACAGAAGUAUUGAUAUUCAUUUCACAACACUCCAUCUUGAGAAAAUAUUUGAAUUUACUGGCCUCAUUAUGGCCGAAAGGUACUCUCGCUUUUUCGAACAUGCCUAGCAGCAUGAAAUACUUUUUCAUCGAGAACUAUCGUGAAAGCAAUCCAGAUAUUUUUUCAGUCCUUCAUGCAGCCAUGCUCAAUGAGAAAGAUAUUACUGAUCUCAUUAAUUUCUUACUAUCCAGAGAUUCAAUUCAACUUCCGUACUUUAAUUCAAUCAUCCAUCUUGAUGCAUUCACAAUAGACCAUGUGAUACAGAUUAUCAAUCAUGAUUUAAUUUCCCAUUUAACACAUAUUAGAGAUGUAUGCAGAAUUGUAGAUUUGAUUUGGAAUAACUUUGAACAAGAACAAGUCAAGAUCAAGUUCAGAGAAUUCUUUUGUGAUUUGCAAUGCUCAAACGCUCGUACCGAUUGCUUUUCCGUAAUUUUGAAACAUCAUAAGAAAUACAUGGACAUGGUAGAGGAUAUUUUGUACGACAUGCUAUUUUGUGACACAUAUUACCACACAAUUUCGGAGUUUAUGUCUCGAAUGGCUAGUGUUUGCUCUUCCGAAGCAGCAACUAUUUUCAUGCAACUGUAUGGACUCAAACAAUUGAAGUUUACACCUCAUUUCAAACUUCAUGACUCCACUCGUCUAAUCAACAUACUUAACCACAAGAUUAAUAAUCUACAAGUAGAAGGACAAACAACAAAGCUUGAAGACUGGAAAUAUUUGGUUCAACGAGUGACUCCUACAGAAGCCAUGUGUGAAGUUUCAACAUUAUUGACAAAAAUUCUACCACCCACCAACACUGAAAAAAAUCAAACAACUAACUUGUUGAUGAAUGAAAGUACAGUAGAGAAAAUUCAACAACCAUUUGACUUUUCCAAAAAUCCAUUUUCGAACGGAUCUUCAAAUGUUCCCCUUAAUUCCUUCCACGAAGCCACUUCAUCUCCAGUAAGAAAAAGAAUUCGAGCGAACCGUAAGAAAUGA